UGUGUGUUUUUGUUCAUGUCCAUGCCGAUAUAAACGUACAGAACUCAUCCCCAUUUUGUGAACUUUGUCCGAAUUAUGAACUGGCUGACAGUGGUAGUACUUCUCUUUGCUGGGGCGUCUGGGAAGGUGGAUCAUAUUGGAAUUCAUUUCCCAGACGAUGCAACGAACUUGCUUGAGAGAACCUUUGACGGAGGUCCAGGGUCCAAGAUCAUCAAUGGUGUACCAUCAAAGCUGUACUCUCGUCCAUAUCAAGCCUCCCUCCAGGUCUACAAGAACAACGUCUGGAACCAUUACUGCGGAGCUGUCAUCAUCGAUCGUGACGUAUUGGUCUGCGCUGCGCACUGCCUAAGAAAAUACCCAGCCGAGAUUCUUCGUGUGGAGGUCGGCUCUCUGAAUCUUCAAGCCCCUCCCCUGAAGUACACCCAGUUCCUGGAGGUCUUGGCUUAUCAGCGUCAUGAGAACUUCUCUCUAAACCCAGAUCAGGGUUUCCCCAAUGAUAUCGGGCUGAUCUUUCUAAAGAAUCGUAUCACUUACAAUGAGAAUGUCCAGCCAAUCAGAUUAGCUCCACCUGGUUUGAAUUUCGACAACUCUGAAUGCGUCAUUUCCGGCUGGGGACUUACAAAUUACCUCGGUCCAGCGGCCUCGCCGGUUCUGUUGGAGGGAAAAGUGAGAAAACUGACCUACGAGAAAUGUGUUGCCUUACACCUGGAAGUAGACGCGACCAUUGACCGGAAUCAUGUUUGUGUCCUAGGAGAAAGUGGUGAUGAUGUACAACCUGCAGGUGGUUGCAACGGAGACAGUGGCGGACCACUAAUGUGUGAAUUCAAGCGACGCCGCUACCUCAUUGGAGUUGCGUCCUAUGUUUGGGAUUAUUGUGACGUGAACUACCCAACAGUCUAUACCAGAGUGUCUGGAUUUAUUAGCUGGAUUAACAGAAAUAAAGAUCUUUACAGUAAUUUGGAUGGCUCUAGCGAAGAACAAUAAACAACAAGAAAAAAACUUUUAAAAAUACUUGUAAACAAUUAUAUUAAUUGUAAUUGUAUCAAUUAGGUUGUAUCAGUCGGGAUUAAAUCUGUAAUAGAUCUGGACUAACCAUAUGUGCGAUUAUAAUUUUUUUUUAUACCAAUUGUUUUUAUUUAGCACAAUCUCAUGAUUUUAGAUUUAUCAGUACCAGACAAUGUGCUAUGUUCCAACUCCUUGUUUCUAUUAGUUGGGCACGGAGGAUGGGGAGAAAGAAGGGGUAUCUGGAUAAAUGUCUUUAUGAUUGCUUUUUAAAUGCAUAAAAAAAAACAAACAAACGAAAAAAAAAAAAGCAAGUUUUCUUUCAUCCACCAAGCCUCCUCAAGGGGACUAAUUCAACUUAUACCACCACAUAUGUCAUGUACGAUAUAUUUCCCUUGUUCGAUACCAAAUAAAAUAACACAGUAAUUAA
This is a messenger RNA of Biomphalaria glabrata, 1432 nucleotides long. Its product is annotated as chymotrypsin-1-like. The coding region runs from base 76 to 984 and encodes 302 amino acids. The record is from RefSeq and is a predicted model, not a curated record. Gene Ontology annotation, molecular function: serine-type endopeptidase activity. Gene Ontology annotation, biological process: proteolysis. NCBI's taxonomy places the organism in Eukaryota, Metazoa, Mollusca, Gastropoda, Planorbidae. The transcript is spliced from 6 exons.